AUGGACUCAGACCUCGCUCAAGCCUUCCACAAAGAAGUCACCUGCCUCUUCUGUCUGCAUUACCUGACAGACCCUGUCACCUUAGGCUGUGGGCACAGCUUCUGUAGGCCCUGUGUCUGCCUGUUCUGGGAGGCAGCUGAAGUCCCUGCCACUUGCCCUGUGUGCGGGCAGCCGUCCCAGCUGACACACUACAACACCAACUUCCUUCUCAAGAAUCUGGUGUCCACCGCCAGAAAAGCCAGUGUCCGGCGGUUCCUGAGCUCUGAGGCUCAGAGGUGUGGGCCCCACAAGGAGGCCAAGCAGAUCUUCUGUGAGGAGGACAGGAGCCUGCUCUGUAGGCACUGCUCUCAGUCCCCAGAACACGAGACCCACAGGCACUGCUCCACCGAGGGGGCGGCCGAGGAGUACCGGGAGAAGCUCUCCAAGCAGAUGAGAUCUGUGUGGCAAAAAAUCCAAGACAUCGAAAGAAACCUCGCUAAAGACGGCAGGAUCUCCAUCUACUGGAUGAUGUAUGUGACUCAUCACAAAGACAUGACCAGGGCUGUUUACCGGCCACUGCACCCGAUUCUCCUGGAGGAAGAACACCAACACUUAGAGCUUCUGAAAGAGGAAGGCCAAAAGGGAGUUGCACAACUGGAGAAAAUUCGAUGCCAAAUUCUUGACAGGAAGAGGCACCUAAGGAUGGUGUACAGGGAGCUGAGAAAGAUGUGCCAGAAACCAGAUGUGGAGCUGCUCCUGUGGAAAGGGCAUGAGUCUUCCUCAGCCCUGUGUGCAAGAAGUCCUGGGCACCAGAGUGAUGACUUUCAUCUUCCUCCUUGCAGGAGUGAGCAAGCAAUACAGGGGCACAUACCUCAGCGUCUGAGACCAGAACUCAGAGCACGACCCAUCACUGGACUGAUGGACAGGCUUAACCACUUCCGAGUGGAAAUUUCCUUCGAUAACGCAAUAACCAAUCACCACAUCAGGCUGUUGGAGGAAGUGAGAAGUGUGAAGUUUCUCCGGGACUCCGUCUCUGUGUGUCUGGCUCCUGCAACAUCUAACUACAUUGCCAGAUGGGGGACCCAGUGCUUGGCCUCUGGCAAACAUUACUGGGAGGUGGAGGUGGACGACUCUGGGGACUGGGCUGUGGGCGUGUGUGGGGAGACGCAGGCCAGAGCCGCAGGCCCGCUGACCGACGCCAAGGACACCUUUCUCCUGCUAUGUGUGAGGGAGGGCGACGGGCCCAGGCUCUGGACCACGGGCCCGAUGCGGCCUCAGUACACAGAGAUACCCCUGGGCAGCGUCGGCGUGUUCCUGGAUUUUGACAGUGGCUCUCUGAGUUUCGUGGAUGUGGGCAAGCGCUCCUUCAUUUGGAAGUACCCCGGAGAUUUCUUCCACUUCCUGGUCAGGCCUUUCUUUUGCACUGGCCGCCCACGUCCAUCGUCCACACCCAUUUACCCUCAGGGGGAAAGGAAAGGAUUUGACAGGAAAGAUCUCCCUGACCCUGAGGACCAACAUGGGGCCUUUGUGUUUGUCAAGCCAGAAGAGCUGGGUCUUCUCACGUGUACAGUCAUAGGAGUGUCGAGAAAUCAGUAA
Messenger RNA from Manis pentadactyla (Chinese pangolin), 1575 nucleotides. RefSeq names its product tripartite motif-containing protein 43-like. The record is from RefSeq and is a predicted model, not a curated record. The transcript has 6 exons. The coding region runs from base 1 to 1575 and encodes 524 amino acids. NCBI's taxonomy places the organism in Eukaryota, Metazoa, Chordata, Mammalia, Pholidota, Manidae. Gene Ontology annotation, molecular function: zinc ion binding; protein binding.